Naumovozyma dairenensis CBS 421 is the source of this 2097-nucleotide messenger RNA. It is a transcript of the gene FRE6, whose product is annotated as putative ferric-chelate reductase. The record is from RefSeq and is a predicted model, not a curated record. The transcript has a single exon. Gene Ontology annotation, molecular function: ferric-chelate reductase activity. NCBI's taxonomy places the organism in Eukaryota, Fungi, Ascomycota, Saccharomycetes, Saccharomycetales, Saccharomycetaceae. Gene Ontology annotation, biological process: copper ion import; iron ion transport; intracellular iron ion homeostasis. The coding region runs from base 1 to 2097 and encodes 698 amino acids. Gene Ontology annotation, cellular component: plasma membrane.
AUGCGAGAGAGAUUUUACUGGCAUACUCCCAAGAAGGAUGUAUGGGAAAAAAACUCCGUCAUGGCAUGUGCCUCAUAUUUAACUAAAUUGGAUUGGAAUUAUAAAACCAGUGCAGAAGAGCAAAAACAGCUACAAUUUUAUUCCACUCUAUGCGAUUAUAAACCUGCCUUAGGUAGUUGGUCUCUUUGCAUAUAUGGAAUGUUAAAUGACAAAGGCAUGAAUCCAAAUAAUAGUACGUUUGAGAAAUGUUUAGAAUCUUUGCAAGGUUUAUGUUCAUUAUCGAAUUCUACUACUGCCAAUCUGACAAUAGGUCAAUAUCAUAAUGUCUUGAACAAUGCUACACGUUUUGCAAUACCCGAACCUACUGACAGUACUAGGCCCAUCGAGUACCCCGUGGCAAUGAACCAGACUUUCAGAUCAAGAUAUGGAGAAGCUUUCCAUACUCAUGCAUAUAACCUUGAUAUAAGUAACUAUUAUGGGCUUCUUCUCUGUUCAUACUUCCUAUUUGUAUUAUUAGUAGCAAGCUGUUUCCAAUAUUGGGAUCGUACAGGAUUCAACGCCGUCUUAUUUAAACAUAAAUUCUUCAAUUACAUUAGGGGCCAUUUCCUUCUACCCACACUACUCAAGAAUCAUGCAAACUAUACUAAUUUCAAAUCCAUUACCCUUGGACUAUUUCCAACAAGAUUGGAAACCGCCUACUUAUUCGGAUACCAAUUGACACAUCUCAUAUUUAUAUGUAUAGAUUAUAAUUAUGACCCCUAUAAUUUGCUAUUCAAAUCAAAAUCAUUACAAAGAAUACGUUUCUUUGCCGAUAGAACAGGAAUAAUGGCAUUUGCACAACUCCCAUUAAUCAUUUUGUUUAGUACAAGAAACAAUAUAUUUGAAUAUUUCACAGGUUUCAAAUAUUCCACUUUCAUAAUGUUCCAUAAAUGGAUCGGUAGAACAAUGGUCCUUGAUCUAAUAUUACAUGCCUUUGCAUAUACCAUAUAUGCAGUAAACUAUAAGAACUUGAGUCACUCGAGUAAACAAUCGUAUUUCCAGUUCGGUAUAGUAGCAUGUUUCAUCGCUAUACUAAUGAUAAUAUUAUCUAUAGGUUUAAUUAGGAAAAAUUUCUAUGAAACUUUCCUUUAUUCACAUAUAAUAUUGGCUAUAUUGUUUUUCUAUUCAUGUUGGAAGCAUGUGGAAAAACUUGGUUGGAAAGAAUGGAUUUUCAGCUCAUUAGCUAUUUGGGCCAUGGAAAGAAUAUUCCGUCUAAUACAAUUGUUAAAUUUCGGUGCCCCACUUGCUAAAUUUCAAUUAUACGGCAAGGAUCUCAUUAGAAUAACGAUACCGAAAACUCCCAAGAUGAAUUGGAAUGGUCGACCCGGUCAAUAUGGGUUUCUAUACGUUUUACAUCCUUUGAUCUUUUGGCAAUCACAUCCUUUCACAUUUAUAGAUGCUGAUGACCAUUUAAUUAUCGUUGCAAGAGCUAAAACUGGAGCCACUCAUACCAUUUUCAAACAAUUGGUCAAACAAGGUGGAUCUACACAAUUUCAUGUCUCAAUAGAAGGCCCAUAUGGGACACCAACAAAUUUGCAUCAUUUUACGAAUGUAUUAUUAUUAGCUGGAGGUAGUGGGCUACCGGGACUCCUUGACCAUGCUUCCAUUUUAGCACAAGAUGCAUUGAAAUCAAAUAAAAUUGUAUACAUUACAUUAAUAUUGGUGGUUCGUGGCCAUGAUAUAUUAAAAGCAUUUAAAAAGGAAAUAUUAGCAUUAAAACCAUUGAAAAUUAAUUUAAUUAUAUAUGAUACUGCCCUACAACUAGCCGGAUUUGGAGAAGCUACACCAAAUUCAGAUUCUACGAAUUCAUUUCAUGAACCAUUGUUACAAUCAACGUCAAAUAUUCUGAAAGAUUUGCAAGGAUCUGCUAUUAUCUAUUAUAAAAGGCCUAAUUUGGAGAAAGUCCUGAGUGAUGCAUGUGAUGAGAAUAAAGGGUUAGCUAUCGUGUGCUGCGGGCCUCCUAGUUUUGUAGAUAUAGUUAGAAAUAAUACUGCAAAACAAGUACUCAAACAUCCUAAUAAGGCAAUUCAAUACUUUGAAGAAUUCCAAUGUUGGUAA